Paramormyrops kingsleyae is the source of this 1916-nucleotide messenger RNA. RefSeq names its product translocase of inner mitochondrial membrane 50 homolog (S. cerevisiae) (gene timm50). Lineage: Eukaryota; Metazoa; Chordata; Actinopteri; Osteoglossiformes; Mormyridae. The record is from RefSeq and is a predicted model, not a curated record.
AUGUCGGCGGUGUCAGUGUUUCCCAUGUGUGUCCGAGCGACUCGCGGCCUCCUCAGGCUGAGGACCGAAAUUAGAGCUGGUCGUAGUACCGCGGUGUCAGUCCUGACAAGAGCCUUAUCCUCGGCCCCUUCGACUGGAGAACAGAACAAUGCUGCUGAAGGACUGACGCAAGCCAUAUUACAGGAUAGGCUUCUGCAACAGCAGAAAAGUCUGGGCCAGCCUUUGAAGGAGGCAGAUGGAAACAGGGACUAUAACCAGGACCAAGGCAACGAAAAGAAGCAAAAGGAACAGGCAGCCUAUACCAAAAAGAUUUUGCUGAGACUGGCUGGUAUUAUGGGACUGGGUGGCACGAUGACUGUAGUGUACAUAUUCGGCAGCAAUUCAGUCGACGAACAAGGAAACAAGAUUCCAGAUGAAUUUGACAAUGAUGUUGUAGUAAUUCAGCAACUGAAAAGGACCUUCAAGUAUUUCAAAGAUUACAGACAGAUGAUCAUUGAACCCACGAGCCCCAAACUCCUGCCUGACCCGCUGAAGGAGCCCUACUACCAGGCGCCGUACACCCUGGUUCUGGAACUGACAGAUGUCCUGCUGCACCCAGAGUGGUCGCUGGAAACAGGUUGGCGUUUCAAGAAGAGGCCAGGCAUCGACUACCUGCUUCAGCAGCUGUCACCUUUGUAUGAGAUCGUUAUCUUCACCGCUGAGACCGGCAUGACUGCCUACCCCCUGAUCGACAGCAUAGACCCCCAGGGAUUUGUUAUGUAUCGCCUCUUCAGAGAUGCCACGCGUUACAUGGACGGUCACCAUGUUAAGGAUGUGUCCUGUCUCAACAGAGAUGCCACCAAAGUGAUUGUGGUGGACUGUAAGCGAGAGGCCUUUGGGUUACAACCUUUCAAUGGGAUGGCAUUGCGUAAGUGGGAUGGAAACUCGGAUGACCGGACCCUCUAUGACCUGACUGCCUUCCUCAAAACCAUUGCCAUUAAUGGGGUGGAAGAUGUCCGCACUGUGCUGGAGAACUAUGCCCAUGAAGAAGACCCCAUUGAGGCUUUCAAGCGCAGACAGGCACAGCUAGCACAGGAAGAGGAGCAACGACUGUCUGAGCUCUCAAAGCAUAAGAAACAAAGUGUGUCUUUGGGAUCUUUAGCAGUGAGAUUGUGGGCCCGUUCCAAGCAACAAUGAGAAGCGUUUUCAUUCAGACAUCUCAGGCCGUUUGGUUGGGGCAGCGAGCCAGUGGAAACGGCUGAAAUCACACCAGGAAGAGUUGCGAAGAAGGGAGGGUGUUAGGAUUUGGGAAUGGUAACUGAGGAUAGUAACUGUCUAAAUCCUCUUCCAGAUGUCUAGGAGUGUGGCAGUAUACUUUCGUGGAGGAGGGGAGAUGCAUGUAGCAUACAUGUAACAUUCGGAUCCUCCAUGGCGUUAGUUACAUUCCUGUAUUGAUUAAGGCUCUUAUAUUCAUCGUUUGUUACUGAAGUUCUCAUCAAGCUUGGGGUACAAGGGACAGUAAUGUGGUCAAAACAAAUUUGACCAAACUUAAUGAAGAUGCAGAAGAAAAGUGAACAAAAGUGAAGAAAAAAUUAUGAUAAUUGGUCUGAACAUCCGGUAGUUGCCACAGACCUGUUGCCCCCCGCAACACGACUGAGACCAGGAGGCCAGGAGUUAUUUAAAACAAUGAAACUCCAUCUUUUGAAGUCGGAGUCAGGCUUUGCUCCCUCAACAAGGAGAACCCACAGUGAAUAAGUUAUGCCUGUGAUGCGAAUGCAGGUUCAUGGUAAUACGCCUUUGUGAAAGGCACCUAACGUUAAAUAAAGGGAGACCGGGUAGGUGCUGCUGUGUUUAGUUACUUUCAAUGGCUUGGUUUGUGUAUUUGUUGAAUUCCUGUGAAUUGCAAAUGUCAUAAAUAAAUGAAAACUGACUUCACA